GAGCACAUCGCCUCUGAAUACAUACCUAGCUAGGGCUCGCUGCGGUAAUGGCCGAUACAGGAGAAGCCGUGGAGUCAGCAGGAGCAGAGUUUGACAGUGAAGACAUCUUCGUAGAUACAGCUAGGCUGAAGGAAGCUCUUGCAGAAGAUGAAAUCAGCUCGGACAAAGACGGCAAACCGAACACAGAAACGUCAGUCACUGUGGAAUACUCUGAGCCACUUGUUCAGCCGUCGUCCAAUGCGUUGUCUCAGUUAGAGCCUUCGGUCCAACCCAACACCUCUAGCAAGUCAGCAGAACACAUCACUGGAAGUACAAUUCACUCCCUCUGAAGCCGCAAGCCGGAGGAGAAUGUUGGUGUGUCUGUUGUCUCUUCAGUAGCUCAGUCGUCUGAACUGACUACUCCCUCUCAAGGAAAGGAUGGGAGAACAACUGAUAGGGAUGUUGUAAGGGAUAGCGCUGGUGUAGGAGAAACAGAACAUGGGGUGUUAUACCAAAUUACAUCAUCCAGUGAUGUAGUAAGUGAUUCAGAUCAACAGCAGGUCCAACAGGUGUCAGCUAGCAAUACAGUCAGUGAAUCAGAACACAGUACAACAUCAUCUCGGACUGUGGACAACAGCACACAAAGUCUGUCAGAACACGAAACAAAUGUAUCAGAAAGUAGGACAAUAGAGGAAUCAGAACAGCAUCAAAUUCCAACACAAGUAUCUUCUAGUGGUACUGUUGAAAACCUUCAAAGUCACUCCCGUAAUCUAUCACCAGCUCCUCCGAAAUCCCGCGUCAAACAUAGAAGUCACCUCAUCUCACAGGCCUAACAUGAGCUCUCCAAUAGCCACACCCACUGCCACGCCCACUCACGGAGGAGCCACGGCUGCGGCGACAUCAUCUGAAUGCCAGAGCCCCACCACCGCCGACCUUGGUGUGUCCCCCUAUGUGAUGGUGAAAAGAGGAGGAGGAGGAGGAGGGGGAGGGUAAGGGGACGAAUGGAAGUGCCACAAUUUGAGUCUCCUGGUCUCCUGUAUGCCAAGUCAACCCAGGAGAGACACAACCUCGACAUGUUGAAACCAGCAGAUGAGGUUGCAGAGGAUGUGUUGGAGAUGUUUGAGGAUGGCCCUAGUCAUCAACUGAGCUGGAUGGAAGAGGAGGAGGGGGAAGGGGAGGUGGAUGGUGACUGGGAGGGAGAGGGGGGAGGUGGGGACACUAGCAUGAGACCCCUCUUGCGGAGUAAUUCAAGCCGAGCACACCGAACAUCUCUUCCUCUUCACCUGAAAGAUGUCUCUAGCACUUCACUAGAGUCACCAGAUGAGGCGAGGCCGCUGUCCCCAGUAGACCCCAAUGCUCUGAGAGACCUUGAGCUGCAGGCAAAGAAAGUGGCCUCCAGUCUCGACUAUAUCAUGGAGAACCUCCACAACAGCCUGCACGCUAUGACGGUGUGUGCGAAGCAGUCGGUGAUGCUCCACAGCGAGAGUGUCAACGAUCUACACACUGUGGUGGACACCAAUAUCAGGGCCACCUACAGUUUCCUGGCAAAGUUUGAGGAGCUAAAGAGGCAGACAGUUCCACUCCACACACUUUCGCAGCAAAUGUAUGUUCCACAUACUAUCUAUUGCAGCAUUAUUGCUGCAAAUGUAUGUUGUGAUUCAGGGUACAUGUAUAGUACUGCUAGUAGCUAAUGUGCUUUCUUGACAUCUUCACAGAAAAGACAUCAACAAGAUACUCAAGGUUUUAGAGAGGAACUUCAGAACACCUUAGUGGUGGUCUCUUUUUUAGGAGUGACUCUUUUAUCAAAAUUUUUA
Messenger RNA from Geodia barretti, 1793 nucleotides. NCBI's taxonomy places the organism in Eukaryota, Metazoa, Porifera, Demospongiae, Tetractinellida, Geodiidae. The record is from the annotation of a GenBank genome assembly.